Messenger RNA from Lachancea lanzarotensis, 1983 nucleotides. It is a transcript of the gene DUS3, whose product is annotated as LALA0S03e06986g1_1. Gene Ontology annotation, biological process: tRNA processing. NCBI's taxonomy places the organism in Eukaryota, Fungi, Ascomycota, Saccharomycetes, Saccharomycetales, Saccharomycetaceae. Gene Ontology annotation, molecular function: tRNA dihydrouridine synthase activity; metal ion binding; flavin adenine dinucleotide binding. Bases 1 to 1983 code for a protein of 660 amino acids. The record is from RefSeq and is a predicted model, not a curated record. The transcript has a single exon.
AUGUCAACAAAGCACGCAUUGGAAUCUGUGGCUGUAGAGGACCAUGAACCUCUUUCGAAGCGGCCAAAUACCUCAGGCAUAGCUCACAUUAAGCCCGAGUUUGUAGUUAAAGCUGAUGCUGCCGCCGUCAAGAACACGUCUUCAACCGCCAAUGACGAGGAAGAGCCAGUUUCUGACCGUAUAGCCACCGGCAACACUGCGGGCAAGAAGGGCAAGUCAAAAAAACGCGGUCAGAAUAAGAAGCGUAAUAUUACCCAGGUCAAAGAACAGUACCAGCUGUGCUCGAAACUUGUACUGGGGAAAGACCCAAACGAAGAAUGCCCGUUUGGCGAAAGCUGCCGUUACGUGCACGACAUAGAUCUAUACCUCGCCCACAAGAAGCCCGAGAUCCAAAGCGAGCAAUUCUCGGUCUGUCCUGUGUUCGAAACCUUAGGCCGAUGCCCAAUGGGUUUCAAAUGUAGGUUUCUAAGCUCUCAUAGUGACCCAGAAACCAAGCAAUUGCAAUUCAAACCAGAACAGGAUGUCAAGUUGCUCUACGACGCCAACCACGAGGUAAAUGUCAUUGCCGCCGACAAGAAACUCGAUCUGAUUAAAAAGAGAUUUUCGUUUGAGAAAAGUGACUUCGUGCUGGAAAUCAUAGAUGCUAUUCAGCAGGAGUUCAGAGAUGGGCUCAACGAGGAGAAGCAGGCCGCAGCAAAGGCACAAAAGGAACAUUCUGGCACCGAGCAGGACCAGGAACAGGACAAGGCGCCUCAGGUUUUGCAAAGAGAACAGGAACAGAAAGAUAAGCGCAACCGUCAAAAGGAGCUGUAUCUUGAGUAUAAGGAUACCCGGUUCUUUGCCCAGGAAAAAAAACGUUUGGAUUUGAAAAAUAAGAAGAUCGUAUCGCCAUUAACCACGGUCGGAAACUUACCAUACCGUCGUCUGAUGCGUAAAUUAGGCGCAGACGUCACUUACUCUGAAAUGGCUCUUUCUGUACCUUUGAUCCAAGGCACAAACUCCGAAUGGGCACUUCCAAAGGCGCACGUUUCUGAAAUUCCUGGUUUUGGAGUCCAGAUUGCGUCUGCCAAAGCCUGGCAAGCGGCUAAAGCGGCCGAGGCAUUGGCCAAUUUUGCUCCCGACAUCAGUGAGAUCAAUUUGAACUCCGGAUGCCCUAUUGAUCUACUGUACAGACAGGGAUCCGGAAGUGCUCUUCUGGAUAAUCCAGCGAGAAUGAUUAGAUGUCUCAACAGCAUGAACUACGUUACAGGAGAUAUCCCAGUCAGUGUAAAAAUUCGCACAGGAACAAAGGAUGGUCAUCCCAUGGCGCAAGGUUUAGUACGCCGAUUAGUCAGUGAGACAGACGUUGCUGCUAUCACAUUGCAUGGGCGUACAAGACAACAGCGUUAUACUAGAAAUGCAGAUUGGGACUACGUUAAACAAGUCUCUGCAACGUUGAGAGAGGCAGAGGCAGAAUCGCAGGAAAGGGAGAAGGAUAAGAGAGAGUCACAGCAGCGAAUUCAAUUUGUCGGGAAUGGUGAUAUCAACAAUUUUGAGGAUUGGUACAAGCAUAUGGAAGACGAAAACAUGGAUAGUGUAAUGGUUGCUAGAGGAGCUUUGGUGAAACCUUGGAUUUUCGAAGAAGUGGAAGCUCAGCAACAUUUGGAUAAGAGUAGUCAGGAACGUUUAGAGCAUUUGAAAGAUUAUGCUCGGUUUGCUAUGGAUCAUUGGGGAACAGAUGAAUAUGGUAUUUCUCAAGGUCGCCGGUUUUUCUGCGAAUUCAUGUCAUUUUUCCAUCGCUAUGUUCCUAUGGGAAUUUGUGAGAGAUAUCCUGUGUUACUCAACGAAAGGCCUCCAAACUGGAAAGGCAGAAACGAUUUAGAGACUUUGAUGGGUAGCACGGAUGUGAACGAUUGGAUCAAGUUGAGUGAAAUGUUUUUUGGUAAAACAGAUGACAGUUUUGUAUUUUUACCAAAACAUAAGAGUAACUCGUAUGCAAAUUGA